GAACAUUAUGUUCUUGAUACAUUUCCUGAUCAAUGGGUAUUGAGCACUUGCUGAAUCUUGUAGUUUGUAGAAUAUAUGGUGUACUAUUAUAUACAAACGGUUUACUGUUGAGACUUUCCACAUAAAACGCUCGUCCUUCCGAGUACAUAUGAUUACCGUACACACGGUCCCACAUAGGAGUCCAUUUGGGUGACGAAAUGGCGUCCGAAACAAAUGUAUCAGAAGAUGACAUCAUCAGAAUUCACGACAACCAUGGUAACACCAUAGAGUUACUGGGGAGCGGGGGUCAGUACCUCAGCGCGAGCAGUGUCAGGUCUGGGAGGUACCCUAACCCCGUCACUAACAUCCCUAGGCUGAGAAAGAUGAACGUCAACGAAGAUGACAUCUUUCUCUGUGCAUAUCCAAAAGCAGGAACACAUUGGACCUGGGAAAUUAUGACCAUGCUUCUGCAACAGAGUGCUGAAUAUCACCCCCGCGAAAAAGACAGUCACAUGUACGAGUUCCAUAUUCCAGAGACGCUACAGGCUUUAGAACGACCCCGUGUGUUCAACACCCACGUCCGUCCAAAUAACCUACCGGAACAGUUCUUUGAGAAACGAUGCAAAACUGUGUUUGUUCAACGUAACCCUAAAGAUAUAGCGGUAUCAUAUUAUUACCACUUGUAUCACUGCGCCUGGUACAAAUAUACAUUAGAAUGGGAACAGUUCAUCAAAGAAAAUCCAGAUCAUCCUGUUCAUUGCAUCAUGUACGAGCAACUUCAACAGAAUGCAGUCGAAGAAAUCAAGCGUCUUGCCACCUUUUUCAAGAUACCAUGUGACGAUAAACUUGCCAAUCUCAUUGCCGAAAAAUGCUCGUUUCAAAAUCUUAAAGACGCAACUUUGAAAGUCAAAAAUGGGGGAAAGAGCUGGACAGUUUUCAGAAAGGGAAAGGUUGGAGACUGGAAAACUCAUUUCACCGUCGCGCUUAACGAGAAGUUUGACCAGUAUUUACAUCGUCAUCCGACGACCUCGGUGUAUACGUAUGAUAUCUAGACUAGGACUACUUUUCUGGGCGUCAGAUUAUAAAUACAUGAAUGAAAUUUUUGUCACUAAAAUACAUGUCCAUUAAAUCACCAAUACGCUUUAUACUGUAAAAAUGUAUUCCUCUUUCAUGUAUCUGACGAGUGUAUACAUCAGUGCAAGUAAUUUUUUUGUUUUUGAAAUAAAAAUCUUAAACUUAG
Messenger RNA from Magallana angulata, 1219 nucleotides. RefSeq names its product sulfotransferase 6B1-like. Gene Ontology annotation, molecular function: sulfotransferase activity. The transcript is spliced from 6 exons. Gene Ontology annotation, cellular component: cytoplasm. Gene Ontology annotation, biological process: sulfation. The coding region runs from base 198 to 1031 and encodes 277 amino acids. NCBI's taxonomy places the organism in Eukaryota, Metazoa, Mollusca, Bivalvia, Ostreida, Ostreidae. The record is from RefSeq and is a predicted model, not a curated record.